ACAUGCUGUGAGUUCCGGAAGUGUCAAGAGUGGCUGUCAUCCGUGGGUUACAUAAAACGCAAGGCUCGCAGAGCUCCUGCAAAUUAUGGCCGCGAGGACUCAAGAUCUGCCCCCAAAGGGGGGCUAUGCGUCCAUUCCGUACAAGAGAAUACCACCCAAGUCAUACUUCAAAGGACCCGCGAUAUUUGCAGGAUUCAUAGGUAUCUCCACAGUUUCUUUCUACCUGUACGGCCUGAAUUACAAGAGAGUCGAGAGAGAGGAAAUCGAGAUGCGCUCUGCCCGGAAUGCUAUUUUGCCUCUGCUCAAGGCGGAACGUGAUCGCGAGUACCUGAAGCAGUUGCGCAGGAAUCGCGACGAGGAGGCCGAACUGAUGAAGAAUGUGAAGGGAUGGGAGGUGGGCACUUGGUAUGGUGAGCCUGUCUUCAAGACUCUCCCGAAGGACGCCUUGGUCGAACCAAUGUUCAAGGAGUUCUACGUUCAUGCACCAGAGAAAGCUGCAGCUGAGAGGGCUUACGUGAAGCUCUGGAAUUAAAUUGUUCAGAUACUAGUAGAGAAUUUGCAAUAAAAUAUUGUGACGAGA
Messenger RNA from Phlebotomus argentipes, 580 nucleotides. It is a transcript of the gene ND-B16.6, whose product is annotated as NADH dehydrogenase [ubiquinone] 1 alpha subcomplex subunit 13. The record is from RefSeq and is a predicted model, not a curated record. NCBI's taxonomy places the organism in Eukaryota, Metazoa, Arthropoda, Insecta, Diptera, Psychodidae. The transcript has 3 exons. The coding region runs from base 86 to 532 and encodes 148 amino acids.